Messenger RNA from Suillus fuscotomentosus, 903 nucleotides. RefSeq lists its product as uncharacterized. Lineage: Eukaryota; Fungi; Basidiomycota; Agaricomycetes; Boletales; Suillaceae. Gene Ontology annotation, biological process: ubiquitin-dependent protein catabolic process; positive regulation of proteasomal ubiquitin-dependent protein catabolic process; protein polyubiquitination. Gene Ontology annotation, molecular function: ubiquitin conjugating enzyme binding; ubiquitin protein ligase activity. The coding region runs from base 97 to 669 and encodes 190 amino acids. Gene Ontology annotation, cellular component: ubiquitin ligase complex; cytoplasm. The record is from RefSeq and is a predicted model, not a curated record. The transcript is spliced from 2 exons.
GACAGCUUUGUCGAUCCUUUUCGAUACGAAGGGGGGGACCACAGUCUCCUCUGGCUACUAAACAUCCUUUGGAAACCCGAGUAGGCUUGAAAUAACAUGCCAAGACAAUCGAUCAAGAAGGUCGAUGCCGCCUCGAAGGAACCAGAUCCCAUAGAUGGCGCCGCAAUCCCAGUUCCAUGCGGGCACGUCUUCGACCUCGCUUGCAUUACCCACCUCUUCCAGUCCUCAGUCCGUGACGACUCCCUGUAUCCACCACGAUGCUGUCACAGAAACAUACCCUUCACAAAAGUACGACGCUACGUCAGUCAAGCUUUAAUUGCAGACUUUCGGCUCAAAGGCCGAGAGAAGAAAACGAUGCAUCGGGUGUAUUGCUCAUCGCCAUCCUGCAAUCGCUUUCUUGGUGCGCUCCACCAAAAGUCGUCACGAAAAGUGUACGAUUGCCCAGCCCCAAGUUGUUCCACCCGUACGUGUGGAAAAUGCCGUACAAAGUACGAAGGGGUUGGGAAUCACAACUGCGUUAUUGACGCAGCAACGCAACAAGUGCUUGAUAUCGCUCAAGCAUCAGGCUGGGCAAGAUGCCCAGGAUGCUCCCAUUUGAUAGAGAAGAUCGCUGGCUGUAAUCAUAUGGUUUGUCGUUGUGGAACAACGUUCGAUUACGCCUGCAAGUAAUAGUACUGACCGAAUUGUCUCGCUUGAAUUUACACAUCUAUGCACUUCCCAAUUGCAAGGCUCAAAGGACGGGGGACUUCCGUUUAUGUAUCAUGGAAUAGAGUACUUAGUCUGUAUGCUAGAGCUUUUCAUUUGUUCUCAAGAAAACAUAUGCAGUCCAACAUGCAAUUUCUUCGCUUAUUACCUUGCUUAUUACAAUGGAGGACGUCACCACGAAUCUGCUUAGCACGAUCU